GCAACUGGGUGACGUCUGGCUGGGACGCCGCCGCUUCCGCCGCCUUCCCCUGUCCCCGACGGCACUUGCCGCGGUUCCGGGGGUCUUCCCUUCUACCGGAUUGCCACUUGUCUGAGUGAGGUCUGCCCUUUGAUUACUGCAUAGAGAGUGACCGAAUUGAUGAUGUGGGACUAGUAGCGGGCAGAACCCAAAGAGAGAAGAAACGUUCCUACAAGGACUUGCUUCGGGAAGAGGAGGAGAUAGCUGCUCAGGUCAGGAAGAAUUCAAAGAAGAGGCUGAAGAUAACCUGAAAAAUAACAAGGUGUGAUAUACCUCAUUCAAUUCCUUGGAUUUGAGGAAUUGACACAGACAGCUUUUCCUCAAAACAUUCCCUUUCAGCUGAAAUUUCUCCUGUUAGUCUAGAGGAGAGUGACCUCUUUUUGCUGAGAUCAGAAUCUCAUAAGAAGAAGAGGAAGCAUUCCUCCAAUGAGUGCUGUUACCGAGACCUUUCUCCUUUUGAACUAUCCCUGCCUUUGGAGUUGAGUUCAAAGAAAAAGAAAGGAGUCUCAAGUCCAUCCUCUGCUGAUACUGCCAUGGAUCUGCUGAAGGCAAUCACCUCCCCAUUGGCCACCAGCUCCAAGUCUUCCAAAAGGCCAUCUGAAAAAUCCCCUCAUUCUUCAUCCUCUGCCUCUGGCCAUUCAGAGGGCAAGAAGGAGCAUCACAAGAAAAAGCUGAGCGGGAGCAGCAGUGAUCUGCCCUUGGAUGACAGCAGCUCCCACAAAUCCAAAAAGACAAAGCCCCCGUAUGUGAACACUGAAAUGCUGACUUUGCGUGAGCCUGAUGGCUUAAAAAUGAAACUCAUCCUGUCACCAAAAGAGAAGGCGGGGAACAGCGUAGAGGAGCCCUUCCCACAUUCAGCUGCACCCAAAAAAUCCUCCAAAAAGUCAGCGCGAGACGAUCAAGGCUCACUUCUUCCAAAUCAUGACACACAUGGCUUCCUGAAAUCCUCCCGUAAGAAGCAUAAACCAUCUCCAGACUCGCAUCCUCCUGCAGUUGUGGAGAACUUCAGCCCAGACACAUCCCUCUUCCCAGAAGGCCAAAGCAGUGAGUUUGAGCUGUCAGGCCUAGAACCCCAGCUGGAAUCUGCCUCUUCCUCUGGAGGUGAGCUGGAAGCUGGCGAGCUAGUAAUUGAUGAUUCAUACCGGGAGAUAAAGAAGAAGAAGAAAUCAAAAAAGAGUAAAAAGAAGAAAGAUAAGGAGAAGCACAAGGAAAAGAAACACUCCAAAUCAAAGAAGAGUUCUGGGCUGUCUUCUUCACUGGUGGGUGCAGAAGUAUCGGCUCCAUUGCCGGUUUCUCCAAGCAGUGCACCAUUUGCUGUCCCUGCUCCUCCCCCACCCGCUGUCCCACCACCACCACUGCCGCCACCUGUCUUCCAUACAGAUGGCCAGAGUGAAAAGAAGAAGAAAAAAGAAGAAAAAGAGAAAGAGAAAACUGAGAAACUGGAAAAAGAAAAGGUAAAAGUACUUGCAGAGGAGCCAAAGAAGAAAAACAUGUCUGCUUACCAAGUUUUCUGUAAGGAAUAUCGUGUAAACAUUGUGGCUGAGCAUCCAGGAAUAGAUUUUGGUGAACUGAGCAAAAAGCUGGCAGAAGUUUGGAAACAACUUCCAGAAAAAGAUAAGCUGGUUUGGAAGCAGAAGGCUCAGUAUUUGCAACACAAACAGAAUAAAGCAGAAGCUACAACAGUGAAGAGGAAAGCAACCUCAUCAGAGGGUGCCCCAAAACUGAAAGCUUCUCUAACAGGUGUGCUUUCACCCCAUAAGAAGUCUCCAUCUAGCACUGUAAUAUUAUCUUCAUCGCCAGUCAAAGUUCCUGAAACAGAUCCCAUUGAUGUAGCUGCACAUCUACAAUUACUGGGAGAAUCUCUAAGUCUUAUUGGCCACAGGCUUCAGGAGACAGAAGGGAUGGUGGCUGUAUCAGGAAGCUUAUCAGUACUCCUGGAUUCAAUUAUCUGUGCCCUAGGACCUUUAGCAUGCCUGACAUCCCAGCUACCUGAACUAAAUGGCUGCCCCAAACAUGUCUUGUCAAAUACACUAGACAAUAUUGCCUACAUAAUGCCUGGACUCUGACAGGAAAAGGAUCAUGGGAAAUGACCUGCUACCAUAUGACUGGUGUGUGUACAUAUGCACUAAACUGUCCCCGCAUAAGUUUUCUACCUGUGACCUAUAACAUAGAAUUGUAACUAUUUGAUGUGACUUUAUGGAAAAUUCUGAACUUCAUUUGUGAGAAUUAGAGAAUGUUUUCCCUAAUCUAAAUAUUUCAUUAUAAUUAGAAGUGGAAAAAAAUUGAUGCAUCAGCCUUAACAUGGAAGAAAAAAGGCAUUCGAGUGUAAUCCUGUGACAGAAAAAAAAGCCUUGUGACUCCCAGCAUUGCUUGCUGGGGAAUGCGAGGCACAGUAGGGCUUUUCUCUAAAUAUGCACAGGAUUGCACCCUUAAUAAGGUUUUCUUGGAGAAGUCAAGCCACCUUGUGGGAAUGCAAUUGUCAUGGACACAACACCACUAAUAUUUUAGCUAUUGGUUUUUUUUUCUUCUCCAGUGGAAGCCAGUUAGAUGGAAAAGGUUAUUGGUUGAAGAGUCAAAUUGUGUGGUAUUGAAAACAAUACCUGAGUGUGUUUGUCCUGAUGCCUUUGAUCCAGUAGCAUCUGGAGACCCCUCUACUAAUUGUCCCAUGUGUACAUGGGAGGACUAGCUACAGAUUUGAGCAUGGUGAAUGAGUCCUCAAAAUGUUAUAGAGAAAAAGGACUGUUUAAAGUGAAUGAGUAGAAAACAUCGGGAGCUAUGCACUGCUUCUCUACUGACUAACUACUCUGUGGACUGUGCCGUUUACAUGGCAAAAGAUGGAAAGGGGGCUGUUAUGGAAUCUGUACAUCCCAUCUAGGCAUCUUCUAGUUUUAGCUAAACCGUGGUCCCCCAGUAAACAUAUUAAUGGUGUCACCAUAAAAAAUGGGGCUUGGAUCCUCUUUGUUCCAUAAAUUAAGCUUAUCACCAGCAGUAUUCUGAUAGUCCUCAUGGUGCUGAUGUAUAUAUCGUUGAUGCAUUGGUUAAGUUGACAUUUAAGGGCUUGUUGCUGAGAGGGAGAUGCAGAUUAAACAAAUCCUAUAUUCCAGACAGAGUUCUGUGCUCUGAGUGCCUGUCGCUCUUUUGGGAAGCACUUGAUAUCUUCCAUAGGCCCAACUGUGGCUUUUUUAACACACGUAUUUGCAUUUUCAUAUAUUUUAUUUGUGGUAGAUUAAUUUAUAUUGUAUAUUCCUGUACAUAGCUGUAAUUAAACAAAAUCCUUCUACCAACAAUGUAUAGAAAACAUGAGCUAGCUACUACCGUCUGGAUACCCUACUGUAACUGAACUUCCAUCUGUUGUAUCAGGCAUAAACCAGAUUGAAAUGACACACCACAGAUCAUUUAAACCAAAAACAGACCCUGGAUUUUACAAGGCUUGUUUAACCCUUGUAUAACCCAUGUUUUGCCCUAAGCAAAGGCUGCAUAUUUCAAAUGUAACCCAUGCACACCCAGCAUGUGCUGUUGGUGAUCAAUAGAAACAAAAAUGGAAAACUUUACAUUUUGUCCAAAGUUUCCUUGCCUCUUUUAGAAAUAGUGAAGUAUCAGAAGUGCAGGAUAACGUUAUCUAUAGGACUAAACUCUGUGCACUGAUUUUUCCAAGCACUUAACAGAUUUCUUAAGCUGAUUUGAGGUUUAAAGCAGUAUUUCUGUGUAUGAAAACUGCUUCCAUCACUUCCUCCAAGCCAUACCCCCACACAUGCACCCACGUAUCUCAUACAUGUAGAUAAAGACAUUCUCCCUUCUAUCACUAGUUCCCCCUAGUUGAACCUAAGGAUGACAGGCUCGUUCAGUUGGUGCUAUUCUGUAGAUAAGCCCAUGUGCUUGUGGUUAAUGCCUUGGUUUCGACAGAGCCUAAUCAGUCCAAACUUUUUUAUCUGGAUGGAGCAGCAUUCAAGAGGUGAAGAGAAUUCUUGUUUAGUCUCUUGGAUCUCAACAAUUACUGUUUGUAUCCAGUGGUGUCCCUUCAUUGUCAGAAUGCUCUUUGAUUCAGUGAGGGCUUUCAUCAGUGAAAUGGGGACAAAGGCAACUUUUGUAGUCCAAUCUGCUCCCCUCUUACCUCCCAUGAUAAAAGUGAUUAGGAACCCUCAGAAAAGCAGGAGCAGGUGGCUUAUGGGGAUGAAGUAAUGGCAAAAAUCACCUUCCUCCUCAGUUUGGCAUGGAAGCCCCAGCAGGAUGAAGGAACCUUCUGUCACUGGAGGGAAAACACUUUAUUUUUAGAGGAGUGAUAAUAUUUUACUUAAAUUCCAAUCAAUAUGUUGAUCUUGGAUUUAACAUUAGAAGCAGAUCUGCUUCAGUUUUACCAUCUGCACUAUUGCAAACUUGAAGUUUUUAAACACACCAUGGUACGGAUGUACUUCUAUUUAAGAUUUGUACACAUUUGUAUAAUCUAUAAUUUGUCAUAUUUACUACUGGAUAGCUUUGGACUUAAACCCUCUUAGUAUUUUUACAUGUGUUAUAUCCUAUCAUAUGUUCCAAAUUGCAUUGUAUAAAUGUUUUACUAAUGUAGAUAAACUUUUUUAAAAACUUGAAA
Varanus komodoensis (Komodo dragon) is the source of this 4624-nucleotide messenger RNA. It is a transcript of the gene HMGXB4, whose product is annotated as HMG-box containing 4. Lineage: Eukaryota; Metazoa; Chordata; Lepidosauria; Squamata; Varanidae. The record is from RefSeq and is a predicted model, not a curated record. The transcript has 11 exons. The coding region runs from base 573 to 2105 and encodes 510 amino acids.